AUGGAGACUUGCGGACCAGUUUUAAGCGACCGCGUGUUAACUCGACUUAAACGCGGCAUUGUGACCAGAUCUGAGCUCAGUGAGGUCUUAAAUGUAGCAAAGUGCUGGUUAAAGUGCAGGAAAUGCCAAACAAGGGCUGCACAGGCACAGGAAGAUGAAGAAUCUAAACAACCCGUGGCAAGGAAUGGAUCGUCGGAACCAUCUGAUUGCACUGCGUCCUCCAAAUGCGACGUAGAAGCCUCCAUCGUGACCCUAGUUGAGGCCCUGGACAGCGCGUUAUACCUAGAGGGUGCCCCUUGGCACAAGAGCGGAUUUAGAAAGCUUAAAAGGUCACUACUGAAAUGUGUAAAGGUCAUUUUGGCCCUGUACAGUGUCCCAUUUGCAAAAAUACCCCUUCUGGUCUCCAGUGAGCUGCUAGGAGUUGAAAACGGAAGAAAGGAGCAGCUAGCAAUACUCAAGGGUAUCAUCUCAGAAAGCAGUAAAUACACUCGGCCAGAGUCCAUAGACGCCCUAAGCGCCCUGAUUUCAAGCCUGACGGCUGAAGAAUUCGAAACUGUCUACGCUGAUGUCGUAAGGAGGUUAAAGAGGAACAGCAAAGUUAUUCCCUACUUUGCAUACAGAAUUGUAAAGGCGGUUGACAAGAAACUUUUGGAACCCAAACUUGAAGAGUUUGUAGAUCUCCUCAAGGAGCUCCUUGUGACUGAGAAUUUGAGCGCCUUUAUAUUCACUGCGCAAUCUCCAGAGGACCAGUACAAAUCUUCCCGCUACUAUUUUACUUGCAGGACCCUUGAGGAACUCUCAAAAGUAAAUGGCGUUGGAUCCUGCAUUUGCAAUCUAAUUUCCUGGUUUAAAAACUCUAGAGGGAAUGUAGUUGAUCAGGAAAAGAGGGUCAAGGCUCUCAUGCUACUCUUUCCGGAUCACAGGAGUUUUUGUAAUGACGCAGAAAUUGAGGCAAGGAAGUUCAAUGUGGGUGUUUUAAGAACAAGUAUUGAUCCUUUGCUUGAUACGCUAGUUAAAAAUGCAACUUCGCAUCAGUUCGAAUCUGUUCAGCUAGGCUUUAUUCAGCUCUUGUCGGUGUUAAAUAAUCUGCUCGGGGAUUCUGACGGUCGUUUUGUGGAAGGCAUGCUCAAAAUACUCGGGGGAAUAACGCGCGGUAUUGGCGGAAAGGAGGUUAAAAUUAAUGAAAAGGUUCUCUACACUCUUUUAAAGGGUCUAGAGGAUGCUAGAGUUGAGCAAUAUGCAUCGGCUAUAACCGAUUUGAAACUUGUAGUAAAGGCAAUAAUAGAUAAACCAGUUUAUCGCAGCUGCUGUUUGCAGGCAUUGUACCUGUUAGCAAAGAGCUCUACAGACUUUGGAGUUUCCAUAGCGUCCAUCUUUGAGGAAGGGAAUUGUAAGCCAGAAGAUUUUAUAAUAUGCAUCAAACUGUAUAUGGAGCUCCUAAAGGUUGAUGGGCAAGUUUUCCCAUGGAAAAUAGAACCCCCUUCUUCUGUAAAAGAAUUACACGCUCUUUGUACAAACAAGGUACACCCGUUUUACAGAAAUCUCUUGGUCUUGUUUGAAUCUCUAAGUAAAUAUGCACAUGGACAAGCAUUGGUAAAUGCUAGCUCUAAUGGAGUUUACACUGUUGAAUAUCUGCGCAAAUUGUUGGAUUCAUUUGUUACUACAAUUUUGAGUAACGGCUCUGUUCAUGUGUAUGGACUUGUUGUGGCGAUUUUGAGUAGGCUUGAGGAUGGCCACGAAUACAGCGAUGCUUAUGGAAAACUUUAUAGGAGAAUAAUAAGGGCGUUUGGUAGUGAGGGCUCUACUGGCUUUGUCUCUCUAUUACUGGUUCAGCUGGUGUGUUGCAGAGAUGGCGGCCAUCUAGAGGGAGAUUACUUGUCCGUCCUUCGAAAGUUUUUCUCUGCACCUCUGAGAAUUAACUCCCCCCUCGAGCGUUGCGUAAUAAAAAGGUUUUCUUUGAGUUUAAGUGACGCUCUGGAACAUGCUAGAGUAAGAUUGGAAGAUUUGUUUUCCGUGGAUCUUGUAAAAUAUUUUUGCCUGAGAAACAUUUAUAGCUCCUCACUUGAAGCCAUAAUCAAAAUUCUUUUUACUGCUUUGGAGGAAAAUCUGAAACUUUUAUCAAAGUAUGAACGCGAAGAUUUUGAAAUCUAUUUUGCUCCUGGUGAUGUACUUUAUGCAGAUAGCCGCUCUUAUCAGCCAAACCUCUACAGCUCUUCCGAGAACACCAAAGUCUCCCUUACAAAACAGCAAUUGGAUGAAAUGCGCUACAAGGAUCAAUGUGAAACACGAGAAUCUAUUUCGAAGUUGGUUCGUAAACAUUUCAAUGCUUAUGUUGCAUUGUCCCGUUUGCUAAUAUAUAAGAAUGCUGAAAUGGGUAAUUAUCUUGGCAAAAUGUUAGAGAUAUCCAAGGCUAGUAUCCAAUACAGGUGUUUGGGUUGUUUAACAGAGCACCUUAUAGAAAGAAUAUGCAAGGCGUUUUCUGGAUCAAGUGUUAGUUCCACAGGGAUAUCUAAAGCUUUGAUCUAUAUUUACACUCCAGAGGACUUUAGGAAAUAUCCAAAGGGUUUGAAAUUCCCUCUGGAUGAUGUUGAUGCAAUAGAUUCGAACCUCUCGCUGUUACUCAUGGAAAUUAUACGUUUUACCCUCCUUAAAGGUGAAAAGUUGGAAUGGAGUGGAGCGUCUGCAGAAACCAUUUAUAGGGUAUCCAUGGAAGUUUUAGUCAAACAGCUCAAAUCUGGAUUGUCCCUAAGUCCGGACGACGUUUUAAGGAUCGUGUCGGAAACAUCAAAGCACGAAGAUUUGGAUAAACUCUCGGCGGAAAUUCUCGAGAGUUCUGUAUAUUUAAUGGACAGGAAUCAGCUUGCACAAAUUUGCCAUUUAGGUAUGCUCUCUAGAGCGGACAUUGUUAUUCCAUGCAUAAAAACCUACAUGAGUUGCAAGAAUGAGGAUUAUACGCAUAUUUCACCAUACAUUAAGGUAUUCAAUAUUGAAUCCUCAUUGUCAUGUACACUAGAUCGGCUCAUUGAGAUUAUUCCGCGGUAUUUUAGUGAGGAACCAGUUAAUCUUGAUCUGGCAAGAAUGUUUUCUGAUGCACUAUUAAAUUAUGAUACGCUAGAAACGCUCUCUAAAUUGCAUUCCCUCUACUCUCAUUCAUCGCUUGUCACAAAGGGUGCUAUUCUGGCCAUUUUGCACGUCUACUUUGAAACGGCGCUUAUCAAGCAUCCACUUAGAAUUGACGUAUAUAGAGCUUUAUUAACUUUCUCGGAUAAUCAAUUGAUGGGAGACCUUUUAAAAUCGGUGAAUGUAUUAGUUGCAAAUGAAGAUGACAUUCAGAGCGCACUUGCACAAAUAAAGGGAAUGUUGAACAUUUACGCCAAGCAUGGACAAGCUGAUGGUGGACAGGAAAUUGAUGUAGAUGAAUUACUUUCAGAUGAUUCUCUGAUUUCUAGGCAUAAUGCCUAUGGUUUUGGACUUAUAAUAAUGGGUUUGUUAGCUUCAAAGUUGGCGGAAUAUGAUAAUAUAAUUCAAUGGACACUGAGGGCAAUGUUAAAACUCAUCAUAUCACCGAAUUCUCCGUAUUUAAACCAGACUCCUGCAGUAAAUACUGCAAUAUCCACGUGCAUUGUGAAAUGUACCAGAAUGUGUAUUUUACAGGGUACAUCUGAAAAGAAUUUUAUAUCGAAGCAAAUAGAUGAGUUCUUCAAAAGGAGUCUUGCGGAUAGUGUGUAUAUACUCCCCUUUACGUCUCUUUUGAGGGGUUCAGGAGUUGUGUCUUUGCAGGAACACAAUGUAGUUCCAAUGAUACUCGCUGGAAGCUCUGCGGAUCCUCUACAUCCACUCCCCAGCAAUGCGCCAAGUAUACUCAUAAUUGAGGGUUUACACAAAAUCUUUGGGCAUUUGUUUGAGCCUUACCUUCCACAAAUUCUACCAUUGCUCCUUGAAAAUAUUCAGCUUGAGAAUACGGCAAAUCUUAUACUCGGUGAUGUUACAGAGCCUGGAUUCUCUCCAUUGUUAAAUAUCGUGAUUAAUAAACUUUCAAGUGAAACUGCAGCCACAAAGGCUUAUUGUUUGAGACUAAUAUCUGUGCUUGUUCGGAAUCCUCGCGUUAAGGUGAACGUGAUACAAAACAUAUCUAGAAUCAUAAGUGAAACGUCUACAUAUACAAUUGACACAAACAAGGAAGUAAAGGCAUCAGCAAACGAACUUUUUAGCUCUAUAGCUUCACUGAUGCCAAAAGACUCUCUUUUGGUCGACAGCCUGGAAUUAGUGAUUGAAGCAUUGGUACUACCAACAGAUGAAAAGCUAGGGGAAAUAAUGGAUCAUUUGUUAAAGGUACAAGUGGAGUCGAAUAAGAAAGGUUCCAAUCAUUAUGCCGGAAUUUAUGAACUUGGAUUGCUACAACCCAUUGUACAGAGGGGUUUAAAAUCGAGAUCUGGAAUACAACGUGAAAAGGGUUUAUCUCUUUGUUCAUUCAUAUCAUCUGCCAUAACUAGCGCUUCUGAUCUUCAAAGCUUCUUCACGAGUGUCAUGAGUAUCCUCAUUGAGCUACUAAGGGAUCCACUACCGGAUGUGAGAAGCAAGGCUGCCAAAUCCAUUGGAUCAUUUGCACAAAAAUUCCACGAAUUUGAUACAUCAGCAUCUGUACUUCCAUGUGUGGACGCGUGUAUACACACGCUUUUGGAUUGUUUGUGCAAGUUCACCACGUCAAUAGAGAGAAGUUCCGCAGCCUAUGGACUUGCGGAGGCACUUCAGGCUGUACCCUAUGUUUAUGUCAACAAGCUAGUUCUCGACCUUCUUGAGAAGUCUACCAAUCAAGAACCGGGUGAAGAAUCGGAGUCAUCAAUAGCUCCAUUCAUAUACCUUCCAUCUACUUGUUCCGAUGUCAUAUUGGACAACUUGGAGCAUGUACUUUCUAGGUUGCUGGAUACCUUUGAAUUUUUAAAUGAACAAGUUAGUACAACUGCGUUCAAGGCUUGCAGGGCGAUUAUAGAUGCUUGUAUAGUUGAUAGAGAAGAAAAGGAGGGAUUUAAGAUAGAAAGGGAACAAACGGGCAAGAAAGAUAGCCCAUCGUAUUCCCUUGACGGCCAUUUGGGAACUCUCUUUGAAGCUUUUAUAGGCGCUCUAAAAUCAGAAAACUGGCAAACUAGAGAAUACAUGUUAAUGCUAUUGCAACAUUUAAGUUCAAAGUGCGGAGGCUCGAAAGUCAUUCAGACGUAUCUUUACAUUUAUCGGUUUGAUGAUCAUGAUGUAGUACAGUCGACUGCACUCUCAUUCUGGAAGGGGCUAGUAUUAUCGCAGGUUCUUAAUCGCAUUUUUGACGACCUAAUAGAUACUCUUAUUAAUAUGUUGAUGGAUGAGGAUUACAUUCUCAAGGUUCUCGCCGCUAAAUGUAUUUCAAAUCUUGUGGAGAGAAUGCAAGACAGAGUAGUUAAAGCGAUAUUACCAACUCUCUACUCUGAAGAGAAUAUGGACGAUCUUGAACCAUAUGAGUCGAGCAUAAUAAGGUGCGGAUUUUGUAUCGGUAUUGGUGCUAUAUUCCAGGUUGCUUCCAAAGAACUUGUGAUGGAACAUGUAGAGUCGGCAACUGCAUAUCUUCAAGAAUCUCUAUGUUAUAAGGAAAGUUCUGAAGAGGCCUCAGAUGCGCUUGGAAUAUUAGCCAACAUUUUUCCUGAUAUUAUUGUGCAUACUGUAAUUCCGAACCUUUUGGAAAUGGCUCUAUCUGAUGAACCAUCUGAACAAGAGGAUGUCGACUCCAACCGUAUCUUAUAUAUACAGGGUCUUGAGUCCCUCGUUACAUCCUAUAAUUCCUGUCUUUUCCAGAUUUGCAACGAGUGCAUAGAUGCACCAUUGGAUGUGUAUAGGCUCACUCUUUUGGAACGUUUAAUGUGUAUUGACAGAGGCACACUCAUAAUGCAAGAUACGCACUACUUUGAAACUAUAUUAGAUAAACUAUUCGAGUGUGAAGACGCUAGUGUGCUGACUAGGAUUGAAAGCUUUCUAACUAUACUGGAUGGAGACUGUAUACACAUACUCAUUUACAUUCUUAUCCACAAGCUACAAAGUUUGCGGUCUGAUGGUGAUGCUACCUACUAUGUAGAGUAUGGUAGAUUUAUUCUGAAUAUAAUAGCGGGCUUGCUUAGAAUAAGAGGUGAAGAUGUACAAAAGCUCCUUUACGAGAUCAGUCAGGCAUUACUCCCAUUUAUCCUUGAGGAAAAGGCAUUUUUAAAAGAGUCUGGUCAAAUCCUCGUUCUCUUUGUUGAAAUUUGCGAGAGAUUUUCCGUGGCUAGUAGUUUUAUCCAGUCCAUAUACAACACAAACGUUUGGAGUUCUUUGGAAAGUUGUGAAAACUCCACUAUUUGCAACAAGGAGGUUUUGGAACCGCUCUUAUCUUUCUUGCAAAAGUGUUUAAUGAGGGAAUCUCAAAAGCAGGAAAUUGCUCAGUCCAUAUUGCACAUUUCAGAAAUUGUGGAUAAAGAUUUACUGGGUCCAUUUUUGCUAAAGAUUUUUGGUUCAAUUAUUCGUCUAUUAAAUACCUCUGGGAAUCUUCAGCUCAGGUCAGUCUUGCUAAAAUUGUCAGACAGGCUCUUGGAAACAAAGUUUGAAUUUGUAAGACCCAUAAUAUCGCAACUGCAAAGCACGCUAUUAAAGUGCAUACAGAGUGAAGAUCCGAUCCAAUUAAUUAGUUUAAACUUGUGCAAGAUACUUUACCUGGCACCAAGAAGACUCUGCACAAUUCUCUCUGAAUUAGAAGCUAUACUAUAUCCAAAAACUGGAAUACAACCACAACCUCUAGUUAAGCAGGCCACUAUUGGAGUUUUGCGGGAGGUUCUCGCAAAGGCUACCGUGGAACCAGUUUAUCCUGCACAAGAGGUUAAAAUGUAUUCAGCAGUUGCACUUGAUCUGACUGGCCUAGACAGCUUGUGUAACCUCCUCAUAAACCUGUACCAAGAAACAACUGGAAAUUUGAAGGGACUAGUGGUCGAGUCUAUAGGAUUUGUCAUGUAUAUAAAGGUGUCGAAUGUGAUUUCUUCUCUAGACUCGUCACUCGGUUUUGAUCAUGGGCUCUCUACCGAGGGUAGCUUUAAUUCAAAGGGCUCGAGCAGCACCGUUGAAGCUGAAUCAGAGGCAUCACCUACAGCUGCCCUUGAAAUUCUGGUAAACACGCUUUUAUCGCUAGAAGUUGAUAACCACUUGCAAGUGAUUUGGGAAUGCUCAAAAAGUGAGACUGGUUGGUUGAUACUCCACAAUUGCCCCUUCUUUCACACAAUCAUGGAUUCCUGCGCAAAUACCGACAUUCCAAGUGCCAAACAACACCUUGCAAAAAUUUACAGCGCAAUAUCGUUGCAUGCCGCCACUUCAACAGAGGCUCUCGACUAUUUGGACGCCAAGUUCAAGACUAUUCCGCAACCCGCACAUUUGCCAUCUGGCCUACAAACUUGCCUUUUGAAGAUAUACAAGAGGUUUUUGAGGAGCUCAGACAAGGCUAGACUGGAAAGGAAUGGAUAUGCUGCAGUUGGCAUCAUAUGCGCAGCCCUGGCGGACAUUAUACAAGCUGGGUCAUACAAGGCCAAGGUGGGCAGAAUUCUCGCAAUUUUAUUCUCAAGGGUGGAUUUUGGACAAGUUGAAAAGCACAAGGCUGUUUCUCCAAACAUUUGCUCCCUGCUAAAGCAACACCCGAAAUCAAAGACUGUCCCAUGUGACACAAGCGAUGAGGAAUGA
Molecule: messenger RNA, 7719 nt
Organism: Theileria equi strain WA
Lineage: Eukaryota; Apicomplexa; Aconoidasida; Piroplasmida; Theileriidae
Product: HEAT repeat domain-containing protein
Exons: 1
Coding region: 1-7719 (2572 amino acids)
Biological process (GO): cellular response to amino acid starvation; regulation of translation
Cellular component (GO): cytosol
Molecular function (GO): protein kinase regulator activity; protein binding
Source: RefSeq, a predicted model, not a curated record